AUGUGGGCAAAGUAUUCUUCAUCUGCCGUGGAGGAAGCAAGCAAACAAGCAAAAAGUUUCGCCACAUAUCCUUCCAGCACACCUGAUAUGUCAGGCGAUGAGAAGGAAGCUUUCCAUGAGACCAACUCGAGGGAUGCAUUUACAGUGGCGUUGCUGAAGCAUGUAGCAAGGAAUCUUGGCGUUCAGUACAUGGGUGACCGUGUGGAGACGAGCGACAGUAUCGUUAUGGACAAACUGGGGCGUAUAAAAGCUGAGAUACGCUCACGGGAGCGUCUGUUGGGAGUAGAAAAUAUGGGCCUUAUUCCACUUUUUAUUGAGGCAGGCGAUUCAUCAUUAACAUGCGAAGAUUCCCUUAUUUAUUACAAGAAGGCUCUGGAUAUUGUGGAGGCAAAUAAAGACAUUAAAAGAGACUCCAAUAUGAUGAAUGACGUUGGCGUAUCGAGUUUUGCCGAUCUGGGCUCGCGCUUUUUUCGUUAUGGACAGUAUCAAGUGGCUGAAAGACUCUUCACAAUGGCGGCAGCCAUUUCUCGCGAUAAGGUGACAGGUGUGGCCGAAGAGAUUUCUUUUUCCACUGCCCAAUGCGGAAGUCAGAAGAGUUUGCAGCGCCUAAAGGGACACCUGUGGGACUGGAAAAAGGCCGCAGAAGCGGCUAAUGAAGAUCUAUCGACACUUCUUUCUGAUGCUACCCGGAACACGCAUCGGUUCCGAGAAAUGCGAGAUGCGUGCAGUCAAACAGAUUUGGCGGAGCACAGAGUGGCCAUGCCGGCCUCACAAUUUAUCGGGACGAAAAGGGAAAUGAAGGGACUUAAAGGGACUCGAAAUGGAGAGGAACUGAAAAGACUUGUGGAGUACGUCUUUGAUCCAAUGAGCGUAGAAGAUGGCUUUACCAGGCAAUUAUUACCAAAAGGUUCCAGGAACACGACUCGUUUGCUCUCUGAGCAUUUUACCGGAUCGAAUCCUUGCCUGGCGCUAAGGGAGUCUAUUGAUUGCAUCACCUCAAGAAUUGGCGCCAAAGCUGACUCGAUCAACUCCUCAGGCGGUGCUCUUAGAAGGGAGCUGCAAACUCGAUAG
Trypanosoma cruzi is the source of this 1071-nucleotide messenger RNA. RefSeq lists its product as uncharacterized. NCBI's taxonomy places the organism in Eukaryota, Euglenozoa, Kinetoplastea, Trypanosomatida, Trypanosomatidae. The record is from RefSeq and is a predicted model, not a curated record. The coding region runs from base 1 to 1071 and encodes 356 amino acids. The transcript has a single exon.